Alexandromys fortis (reed vole) is the source of this 1974-nucleotide messenger RNA. RefSeq names its product protein O-linked mannose N-acetylglucosaminyltransferase 2 (beta 1,4-) (gene Pomgnt2). The record is from RefSeq and is a predicted model, not a curated record. Gene Ontology annotation, cellular component: endoplasmic reticulum. The transcript is spliced from 2 exons. Gene Ontology annotation, biological process: protein O-linked glycosylation via mannose. NCBI's taxonomy places the organism in Eukaryota, Metazoa, Chordata, Mammalia, Rodentia, Cricetidae. Gene Ontology annotation, molecular function: protein O-acetylglucosaminyltransferase activity; protein binding. Bases 232 to 1974 code for a protein of 580 amino acids.
CGCUCCCGCUCCCGUGUGUGCUCUCCUGCAGGGCAGGCGCACGGUGGACACCUGCGACACCCGGGCGUCAGGUGGGCAGCGGGGUCUGCGGCGCAGCUGGGCCCGGGGGUCCAAGCCCGGCUUCAGGCUUUUCCUUGUCCUCCAACACAGAGGGAUGGAUGCGUGAAGCCCACCUGGCUGUGGCACCGCCCAGCAGUCGUCAUCUCCCUAAGACCCCCUGGUGACUGUAGGAUGCACCUCUCUGCGGUGCUCAAUGCCCUCCUGGUGUCCGUGCUGGCUGCCGUCCUGUGGAAGCAUGUGCGCCUGCGCGAGCACGCAGCCGCCCUAGAGGAAGAGCUGGCCCUUGGGCAGCAGUCCCUGGACCCGGUCUCAGGAAUGAGGGUUGACUACCCAAAGGCCCUGCAGAUCCUCAUGGAGGGUGGUACCCAGAUGGUGUGCACAGGCCGCACCCACACGGAUCGCAUCUGUCGCUUCAAGUGGCUCUGCUACUCCAAUGAGAUCGAAGAGUUCAUCUUUUUCCAUGGCAACUCAUCUAUGAUGCUGCCCAAUUUGGGCACCCGGCGCUUCCAGCCCGCGCUCUUGGACCUGUCCACCGUGGAGGACCAUAACGCCCAGUACUUCAACUUUGUGGAGCUGCCUGCGGGAGCCCUGCGCUUCUUGCCAAAGCCAGUGUUUGUGCCCGAUGUGGCCCUCAUCACCAACCGCUUCAACCCCGAUAACCUCAUGCACGUCUUCCAUGACGACCUGCUCCCCCUCUUCUAUACGCUGAGGCAGUUCCCCGGCCUGGCCCAAGAAGCCCGGCUCUUCUUCAUGGAGGGCUGGGGCGAGGGCGCCCACUUUGACCUGUACAAACUCCUUAGCCCCAAGCAGCCGCUGCUACGCUCGCAGCUCAAGUCGCUGGGCCGUUUGCUCUGCUUCUCCCACGCUUUUGUGGGCCUGUCCAAGGUCACCACCUGGUACCAGUAUGGCUUUGUCCAGCCCCAAGGCCCAAAGGCUAACAUCCUCGUCUCUGGCCACGAGAUCCGGCAGUUCACGCGGUUCAUGACCGAAAAGCUGAACGUGAGCCACACGGGGGCGCCGCUGGGCGAGGAAUACAUUCUGGUCUUCAGUCGCACCCAGAACAGACUCAUCCUGAACGAGGCGGAGCUGUUGCUGGAGCUAGCACAAGAGUUCCAGAUGAAGACGGUGACGGUGUCGCUGGAGGACCACAGCUUUGCAGACGUGGUGCGGCUGGUCAGCAACGCCUCCAUGCUGGUCAGCAUGCACGGCGCCCAGCUGGUCACGGCCCUCUUCCUGCCCCGUGGGUCCACCGUGGUUGAGCUCUUCCCCUAUGCGGUCAAUCCUGACCACUACACCCCCUACAAGACGCUGGCCACCCUGCCUGGCAUGGACCUGCAGUAUGUAGCCUGGAGAAACAUGAUACGGGAGAAUACAGUCACGCACCCCGAGCGGCCCUGGGACCAAGGGGGCAUCACCCACCUGGACCGGGCUGAGCAGGCCCGCAUCCUCCAGAGCCGAGAGGUCCCCCGGCAUCUCUGUUGCCGGAACCCAGAGUGGCUCUUCCGAAUCUACCAGGACACCAGAGUGGACAUCCCGUCCCUCAUGCAAUCCAUUCAGCGUGUGGUGAAGGGCCGGCCGGGACCGCGGAGGCAGAAGUGGGCAUUCAGCCUGUACCCAGGCAAGGUGCAGGAGGCUCGAUGCCAGGCGUCUGUGCAGGGCGCCACCGAGGCCCACCUGUCUGUGUCCUGGCAGAUGCCCUGGAACCUCAGGUUCCUUAAAGUGAAGGAGGUGAGGUAUGAGGUGUGGCUGCAGGAGCAAGGUGAGAACACUUACACGCCCUACAUGCUGACCCUGCAGAACCACACCUUCACAGAGAACAUCAAACCGUUCACCACCUACCUGGUGUGGGUCCGCUGCAUCUUUAACAGGAGCCUCCUGGGACCUUUCGCAGAUGUACUGGUGUGCAACACGUAG